AGGUGGCGAGCAUGCCUCUGUCUGCUUUUUUGUCAAGGGACCCAUCUGACCACCAUCAGGAUUUGGACUGGGCACUGUCAGAAGUUGAAAAAAAGCUCUGCAGACAUUUUUCCAGAAUUGUCACCAGAGGAAAGCGAGGCAGAGCAGUUCCAAUUCUUCUGACCCCAAACAUGCUCCAUGAUUUGGAGCUCCUCGUUCAGCAAAGAGAGGCCUGUAGGGUUCUUGGAGACAAUAUUUAUAUGUUUGCAAGACCUGCAGCGAUGUCGCAUCUCCGUGGCUCAGACUGCAUCCGUGACUUUGCCAAAGCAUGUGGUGCAAACUGUCCCAAGGCAUUGUCAUCAACCAAACUGCGAAAACAUGCAGCAACUCUUUCAACAGUCCUGAACAUGACUGACACAGACAUGGAUCAACUAGCCAACUUUCUUUGUCAUGACAUCAGGAUCCACCGCAAGUUCUAUAGACUACCUGACAAGACACUGCAGCUCGCAAAGAUCAGUAAAGUUUUACUGGCUCUUGAGAGCGGGAGAUUGGCUGAGUUCCAUGGAAAGAAUCUCGAUGAGAUCACAAUAGAUCCAAAUGAAAACGUUAUGGGUAGUGAUGAGGAAGAUGGAUGCGAUGGAGAUCGUUCAUUUGCUGUUGAUGAACCAUUAGCAGAGGAAACUGUUGCAGAUGUGGGCAACUCAACAGGCAAGAAUCCCAUCCCAGAAGAGCCAUCAGCAGAGCAUGGAGCAGCGAGUCCCGUGGCACAUUCCUCCAAAGGUAAAGCGCCACAAAAAUGAAGACCCUGGCAGGCAGCAGAGAUCAGGGCAGUAGAGAGACACAUGUUUCAAUUCAUUCGGUCUUCUACAGUACCAUCAAAGACAGAUUGUGAGAAAUGUUUAAGAGCUGAAGCUGAAAGUCUCCAUAACCGAAACUGGCAGAAUUUGAAGUUCUAUGUCUACAAUAGAAUUACAGCAUUAAAGAGGAAAAUGCACCCUCAACAGU
Larimichthys crocea (large yellow croaker) is the source of this 984-nucleotide messenger RNA. RefSeq lists its product as uncharacterized. The record is from RefSeq and is a predicted model, not a curated record. The transcript is spliced from 4 exons. Lineage: Eukaryota; Metazoa; Chordata; Actinopteri; Sciaenidae. Bases 12 to 779 code for a protein of 255 amino acids.